UGCCUCUUAUGUAUUUGUAUUUUAGUUUGUUUGUUGUGUUUGUUGUUAAUAUUGAUGCUAUUAUAUGUUUAAGCAACGAUCUAUACAUUGCAAGUCCCUGCCCAUGCUCAUGCUUUGCUGCUAGUUGUAUUGCCCGAACCCUUAUUAAGCGUGGAUGUCCCACUAAACUGACUGUUUACGAUAAUGGUUAAAAUUCUUUUUUCAUCUGUUGUGAAUAGGACAUCCAUCUUACGAGGGCAUAUGACUUGGCCAUGCAGUAUUUCUAUUCAAUUUAUAUACAUUUAUUCUAAAAUAUUCAACAAUAACUCAUAUCUACAAAUACUUCUGCAAACACUGCUGAUUAAAUGUAUGGAUGUUGAACUGAAUCCAGGUCCACUCCAGAAUGUAGAAAUAGUUCAUCUUAAUGUUAGAUCCAUAAGAAAUAAAAUAGAUGUUAUUGAAGCACAACUACAUGAUAGUGACAUAAUAUGUAUAACUGAAUCACACCUUAACCCUCUAAUCCCAAAUUCUGAUAUUAAAUUAGAGUCAUUCUCAGAUGAAAUUCAUAGAAAAGAUAGGACAACAGGGCAUGGUGGUGGUGUUAUUAUCUAUCAUAAAAACAAUAUUCUUACUAAACGUAGACAUGAUCUUGAAAAUGAACAUAUAGAAAUGAUUUGGAUAGAAGUCUUAAUCCAAAAUCAUAAAUUUCUGCUUGGAUGUAUAUAUAGACCUGAUUCUAAUAUAGAAUACUGGAGUAAAUUUGAACAAAUCCUUGAUAAAGCUAGUGAAACUUCCAUGGAUAUACUAAUUACUGGUGACUUAAAUGUUGAUAUGCUAAGAACCCCACCCACUUCUCACUUAUCUAGACUCUUAACUAAAUUCAACCUAAAAAGUAUUAUUAAUAAACCUACUAGAGUGACACCUGAUAGUGCAACCUCUAUAGAUGUUGUCUUUACAAAUAAUCCUUCCAUAGUGAAAAAUACUCAUGUUGACCCUGCUUUCUGUAGUGACCACUCCCCUAUAUAUAUGGAAGUUUGUUAUGCUAUCUUCAAACAUAAAGCAUACAAAAAGACUGUAUGGAUGUAUAACAAUACUGACUAUAAUAUUAUGAAUGACGAACUAAAUGUUAUUGACUGGAACUUAAUUGCUGCUGAUAUGGAUACCCAAGAAUUGGAUUAUCACAGGUCUAAGGAAAGGUACAUCACACCAAACUCUAUAUAAAGAACUAGGUUGGGAAUCCCUGUCUGAUCGAAGGAUGAACCAUAAGCUAACUCAGAUGUAUAAAAUAACUAACAAUUUAUCACCCACAUACCUCCAUGACAUAAUUGAUCCUCUUACUCAUAACCCAGAAAAUGAUAGGUAUACUCUAAGAAAUGUAAGAAUGUUUAACCCACCACUAUGUCGUACAGAAUCCUAUGCUAAAAGCUUCUUCCCAGUAAUGUGCAACAAGUUCAAUGGACUUGAAAAUGAUAUAGUACAUUCCCCUACUCUUAAUAAAUUUAAGGCCAAGGUGUAUAAUAAAAUAUGUUGUAAUAAUGAUAUCUCGGAUGUAUUUAAAAAUUGUGAAAGCAGAAAGGAUAACAUAAUCCUAUGUCAACUGAGAAAUGAGGCGAGUAACCUGAACUAUGAUCUAUUCAAAGAUCACUUGAAAGAGUCUCCAUCUUGUCUGUGUGGUGAUGCUUAUGAAACUGCUACACAUUAUCUUUCACAAUGUCCAAUGUAUACUAAUGAGAGACAAACUUUAAUAAAUGAGAUUUUUGAAGUGUGUCCGGUUAAUCUUGAUACUAAAACACUUCUUAAUGGAAGCACUGUGUUAAACAAUACUGAAAAUAAAUCUAUACUUGAUAGUGUUCUAAAAUAUAUAUACAACACAAGAAGAC
Molecule: messenger RNA, 1859 nt
Organism: Mizuhopecten yessoensis (Yesso scallop)
Lineage: Eukaryota; Metazoa; Mollusca; Bivalvia; Pectinida; Pectinidae
Exons: 2
Coding region: 184-1200 (338 amino acids)
Molecular function (GO): catalytic activity
Source: RefSeq, a predicted model, not a curated record